Molecule: messenger RNA, 1844 nt
Organism: Musa acuminata AAA Group (dessert banana)
Lineage: Eukaryota; Viridiplantae; Streptophyta; Magnoliopsida; Zingiberales; Musaceae
Product: E3 ubiquitin-protein ligase RGLG2-like
Exons: 11
Coding region: 88-1482 (464 amino acids)
Biological process (GO): protein K63-linked ubiquitination
Cellular component (GO): nucleus
Molecular function (GO): ubiquitin protein ligase activity
Source: RefSeq, a predicted model, not a curated record
CCAAUCAUUUUGUCUUUCCUCUCGAGCCAGUCUUACCCCACUCCGUUCCUUGUUGUUUUUGUUGUUGAUGGUGGCGGUGAGGGCUUGAUGGGGGGUGGGAGCUCGAGGGAUUCAAGGUCUCGCUACAGAUCCUACCAACAGCGGAGCCAUUCGACGGAGCAGUCUUCCCCCUGGGGGCACAACUAUUCUCAAGACUACGACCCCUCGCCCCCUCCUCCGCCACCUCCUUCUUGGAGUUAUGCCUCCCCUCCGCAAGCGUACCCCCCGCCGCCGCCGCCGCAGCAGCAGCAGCAGCAGCCGCAGCACAGCGCUGUGUCGAGGCCGAGGACGCUGGAUCGGCGGUACUCGAGGAUAAGCGACAAUUACAACUCGCUGGAUCAGGUUACUGAGGCUCUUUCACAAGCUGGCCUUGAGUCUUCAAAUCUUAUUGUUGGUGUUGAUUUCACGAAGAGCAAUGAGUGGACUGGUAAACAUUCAUUUAGAGGCCGCAGUUUGCAUCAUAUUGGUGAUUCACCAAAUCCAUAUGAACAAGCAAUGUCGAUCAUUGGACGAACCUUAUCAGCAUUUGAUGAGGAUAACUUGAUCCCUUGCUUUGGUUUUGGAGAUGCAUCAACACAUGACCAGGAUAUCUUUAGUUUCUAUCCAGACGAGAGACCAUGCAAUGGCUUUUCAGAGGCCCUCGAGCGAUACAAAGAACUUGUACCACAUUUAAGAUUAGCUGGUCCAACCUCGUUUGCACCUAUCAUUGAAAUGGCUAUGACCAUUGUGGAAGAGAGUGGAGGGCAGUAUCAUGUCUUAUUGAUAAUUGCUGAUGGGCAGGUUACAAGGAGUGUGGAUACUGAAUAUGGGCAAUUGAGCUCUCAAGAACAUAAGACCGUUGAGGCAAUUGUGAAAGCUAGUGAAUUUCCCUUGUCUAUAGUAUUAGUUGGAGUUGGAGAUGGCCCUUGGGACAUGAUGAAAGAAUUUGACGAUAACAUUCCUGCACGAGCCUUUGACAAUUUCCAGUUUGUAAAUUUUACGGAGAUAAUGUCAAAGAACAUGCCCCAAGCGAGAAAAGAGACUGCAUUUGCCCUUGCAGCAUUAAUGGAGAUACCUUCACAAUAUAAAGCAACACUUGAACUGGGAAUUUUGGGCCGUCGUUCUGCAAAGUCUCCAGAGAGGGUUCCUCUUCCUCCACCUGUUGGAGGCUAUGGUAGAAGCUCUGUUGGUUCUAACAGUUUUAAAUCAACCAGUUUCCAGCAGAGUGCACCAUCAUACUCUGGCUAUGAGACUGCAUCAGCAUUGGCAUCCGCAUCUGCAUCAAGUACAACUCCUUCAGCACCAAGUUCUUCAUAUGAUAAUCAGAUUUGUCCGAUUUGUCUUACAAACCCCAAGGAUAUGGCUUUUGGCUGUGGGCAUCAGACGUGUUGCGAGUGUGGUCCCAGUCUUCAAACAUGCCCCAUCUGCCGUAGCGAGAUUCAUACCCGAAUAAAACUCUUCUGAGGUGGCAUCUGUUUACGAGAGCCAUGUGCUGCUGCCAAAGCAAAAGAUGAGUUAGAUUUCAUGAAUGGAGCUGCUAUCUUCCAAUCCACUUGGGUACGUUGGAAAAUUGUGAGUGCUGUAAUCUAUUUCUGGGUGCUAUCGAUCUGUACCUUUGUACAUAGACCUUGCGAGGCCAAUGCAGCAUAUAUCUUGAUAUUUGCACGACCAAUUUAGCUCUAGAGAUUUUUCUUCUUUUUUUUUUCAUUGUAAAACAAAGUCUAAUUCUUUUCAUGGUGUCUGUCAUGCUCAAGGAUUCAUCAAGUAAUUUGUUGUUUAAGUACUGCCGUCCGCAUGUCAACGGAAUUUAAGACACUUUUUGCUCA